UUAUGGUAUAGUGAAUUGCAAUUGUCUCUAUUAUAAAGCCUGUCAGAGUACUGGCUUAUACUAGACCAGGCAAAGGACUCAUAUUCUCCCUUCCCCUUCAGUCAUUUGCAUGUGUCUCCUCAUUUUCAAUCUGUAAAAUCCACUCUCAGUCACCUAACAUGUAAUGACUCUUUUGCUCUAUUCAGGUAGGGCAAAAAAUUCUGAGCAGACUCAUCAUGGAGAAGGCAGAGAAUGAAGUUCACAUUUUCUUGAGCCCAAGGGAGAAAUGCUGUGGAGCUAAAAACAUUCACUUAUCUGUAAAGUUGUAAUUAGAUGGCAGCAGUUUGCCAAUACUCCGGAGUCAGGUAGUGAAAUUCCCACAAGGGAGUGCAGUGCCUCUCAGAAAACAAUAUGAUAUUUGUGUUACAUGAAAUCUUUCCUGUCCUGAAAUUCUUCUAUUUUGUUGACAGCUGAGUUGAGGGAUCUGCUUGAAGCAGACUAGGAGAAGUCUGGCUAGAGAGCUGCCUAGAGGAGAAGGACCUGGGGGUAAUGGUUGACAGCUGACUGAACAUGAGCCAGCAGUAUGCCCAGGCGUCCCUAUGAGCUGGUCUCCGUCAUUUGGUGCCGAAACCCGGGAUACUCGGUUGCUAAAGGACAGGACGUCGCUCGCCUUCACGAGCCGCGGUUGAUCCUGAUGACUGCCAAAGAUUUGCUUUUAGUGUUCCUUCUAUUAACUACAGCGAACCUAUGGACCGCUACCAAUGGGAAGUUUUACCUCAAGACGAAGCUUCGCCACAGUGGAUUCCGGAAAGGUGCAUCCGACAUGCCAAAAACAAGAAUGGGGAAACUACGGCGACGAAUGCAGAGGCUGUCGUUGAGUAGAGACUGGGAGACGGGGAUUCGAUUAUUAGCAAUGUUGCUGAGCACCCUAUGGCUGUUACAACACGGAUGUAAGGCAGAAACAUAUUGGGCCUUUGUUCCCAACCCUCCUAUUAUCCAUCCAGUUACAUGGGAAGAGCCGACAGAUAUUCCCGUACACAAUAAUCAGACUAUGUUUAUGGGACAAUAUUCUGAUAAACAUAUUGUGAUCUUUUCAGCACGUUUUAACUUUUCUGGAAGGUUAGAUGGCAAUCCAAUGUGUUUUCAAAUCAAUCGUACUGAAUCAUCAUGUGAGGAGGUGAUUAUCCAACAUGACUGGGAUACUAAUGUGUCAUGCAGAACAUCGUACUAUUUGUGUAACCCCAGUAGAAUAUAAUUGUACUAUGUUUUCAUGGGAUAAAAUCCAAAGUCACUUACAAGGCAUUUGGAAUAAUGCUAACACCUCUCUGGAUUUGGAUAAAUUAAAGCAACAUAUUCAAGAUAUGUUAAACUCCCAUAAGGUAGAUCUAGCAGUAGCCAAACAGGCAGAAACCUUUGUUAAUGCUUUGAGAUCUGCCUUUCCAUCUUUUGAAUCUUUUAAACAAGGGAUUUAUGGCUUAAUAACAAUUGCUAUUGUAAUUCAUUUGGGACUACUUGUCUGUCCAUACAUCUUAAGGCUUAUCAUAAAACAGUUUCGGCAAAUAGUCAUGGACAUGAAAAAAAUGAAAUUGGAACACACUAAAGAUAAACCGAUUCCGCUUUCAAUUUAAAAAGAAAGGGUGAAAUGAGGAGAACCAUUAUACAUUCUGAGGGCCUGAAAGGGUCAAAAGCAGAAUGAUGAAGCCAGAGGCCUUGAGAGCAGUGUUCUGUGGGGCCUGAAAGGGUCGAUAACAGAAAACUGUGCUGAGAUCAAAAGCCGCUCCUCCUGGAAGGGAGUAUGUGGACACAGAGGUUCUUGGCGAUAUAAUGGGUUUCUCCCCAUUCCAGGGCCCAAGCUAAAUGUAUACACUCCAGGAACACCUGCAGAUUUAGUUGAGGAUGUUAUGUGAACUCUGGACAGACACGUAGACCCUUGUUUUGUAGAACUUGUAGAGCCUGCUUUCUCACGACAAGAAUAAUAAUAAAGUAUGUAAACAGUGCAUACAAGUACGAUGUUAUCUCAACCAGAAGAGUAUAAAAACUCCGUUUGGAGAAUAAAAUGUUGCUACUUGCCACCAGAGCGGUAGUCCGUCUGUCGAUUUAGGCGUCCCUGUGAGCUG
Messenger RNA from Cuculus canorus (common cuckoo), 2096 nucleotides. RefSeq lists its product as uncharacterized. Bases 563 to 1234 code for a protein of 223 amino acids. The record is from RefSeq and is a predicted model, not a curated record. The transcript has 4 exons. Lineage: Eukaryota; Metazoa; Chordata; Aves; Cuculiformes; Cuculidae.